Molecule: messenger RNA, 1857 nt
Organism: Cynara cardunculus var. scolymus (artichoke)
Lineage: Eukaryota; Viridiplantae; Streptophyta; Magnoliopsida; Asterales; Asteraceae
Product: DEAD-box ATP-dependent RNA helicase 5
Exons: 13
Coding region: 126-1745 (539 amino acids)
Biological process (GO): rRNA processing
Cellular component (GO): nucleolus
Molecular function (GO): ATP binding; RNA binding; RNA helicase activity
Source: RefSeq, a predicted model, not a curated record
ACUACCUCUAAAACCCUAAAAACUCGUCUCCCUCCGCACCUCCAUUCCUUUCAUCUCGAGCCUCUGCGGCCCUUUUCAGUUUCUUUUUCUAUACAGAAAGAAACUGAUUUUCUUCUUCCCUCAAGAUGCCGACUAUCAGCGAUAGUAUCACCAAAGCUGAAAAGAAGAGCAAGAACAGAGAGCACAAGAGAAAGAUGGAAGAACCAGAGCCUGAGGCUGAAGUCGUUGUGGAAUCUAAAAAAGACAAGAAAAAGAAGAAGAAAGAAAAGGGUGAAAAGGUCGAAAACGCCAAUGGUUCUGUAAAUGGAAGCGAAGCCAUAAAUGGGUCAGAAGAGUUAAGUGAGAAGAAGAAAAAGAAAAAGAAACAGAAGACAGAGGAAGAAGAAGUUAAGAAUAAUGGGGUUGAAGUGGAUGAGGUUAGGAAAACUGAAGAUAAUGUUGUGGUUUCUGGGAAAGAUAUUAGUGAUUCAAAAUACAAAGCGUUGAAUUCCUUUUCAGAAUCAAAGCUUCCUGAAGAAUUGCUAGAGUGUUGUAAGAAUUUCAGUAAACCUUCGCCAAUCCAAUCUAAUUCUUGGCCUUUUCUUCUACAUGGUCGUGAUUUCAUUGGGAUUGCUAAAACUGGAUCAGGGAAAACACUGGCGUUUGGUUUACCUGCCAUGAUGCACAUUUUGAACAAGAGGAAGAACAAAACAACCAAGAAAGUGACCCCACUUUGCCUUGUACUUUCACCAACAAGGGAACUUGCUCAACAAAUUUUUGACGUGCUUGCUGAAGCUGGGAAACCAAGUGGUGUCAGAUCAGUUUGUGUAUAUGGAGGAACUUCUAAAGGACCCCAAAUAUCUGCUCUAAAAUCUGGUGUGGAUAUUGUUGUUGGAACUCCCGGCCGUUUGAAGGAUUUAAUAGAAAUGGGUGUAUGCCAGCUACAGGAGGUCUCUUUUGUGGUUCUCGAUGAAGCAGAUCGAAUGCUUGAUAUGGGAUUUGAACCAGAAGUGCGUUCUAUUCUUAGCCAAACAAGUACUGUUCGUCAAGUUGUAAUGUUUAGUGCAACAUGGCCUUUACCCGUGCAUCAACUCGCUCAGGAAUUUAUGGAUCCAAAUCCCGUUAAGGUUGUUGUAGGAUCAGAGGAUUUAGCUGCCAAUCAUGAUGUCAUGCAGAUCGUGGAGGUCUUGGAGGAUCGAGCACGUGAUGAACGUUUAGUUACGUUGCUAGAGAAAUACCACAAGUCAAGAAGGAACAGAGUCUUGGUCUUUGUUUUGUACAAGAAGGAAGCAUCUCGAGUUGAGAGUAUGUUGCAAAGAAGGGGUUGGAAGGUUGUUUCCAUAAGCGGUGACAAACAACAAAAGGCCCGUACUGAGGCACUUGCAUUAUUUAAGGAUGGUAGCUCUCCGCUGUUGAUAGCAACCGAUGUGGCUGCUCGAGGGCUGGAUAUACCAGAUGUUGAAGUUGUAAUAAAUUACAGCUUCCCAUUGACGACUGAGGAUUAUGUUCACAGAAUUGGAAGAACGGGACGUGCUGGUAAGAAGGGUGUCGCACAUACCUUCUUCAUGAAGGAGAACAAGGGACUUGCUGGAGAGCUGAUAAAUGUACUUAGAGAAGCAGGACAGAAUGUACCUGCUAACCUUUUGAACUUCGGUACUCACGUUAAGAAAAAGGAAUCGAAGCUGUAUGGAGCCCAUUUCAAAGAGAUAUCUGCAGAUGCACCUAAAGCCACCAAGAUUAAAUUCGAUUCUGAUGAUGAAGAUUAAAUCAAGAUUACAUUUUUCCCAUUUUAGUCGAUGUAAUGCUUGGAUGAUUUAUAAGAAACUACACAUCAAUUACUAUGGCAAUUGGCUUCCUAUUUAUAUCAUCUUUUUAUGC